ACAAUCAACUCAUCUUUCAAACUUGACCAAACUACAAAUGGAAUGAGAACUCGGUCGUCUAAUAAGGUUGUUCAUCCCGGCGCUCAGCAGCUUACGUGUGGCUCACAGAUGGCUUCUGUCUCAUUCUGUGUAAUCCAAUCAUCCUGCACUACUGUGUCUCACACUUAGUCUUCAGGAGUAAUUGGGAAGCUCGCAGCGACAAUUGUCUCUCCUUCCAGAUGUUGUCAAUAGAAAGAGAGUGUCUGUCACCACCGCUCUGACUAGGAUGUGUCCAUGGCUCUCCAGACCAGAGUUGCUGCAAGCAAGGUUGUUUUGCAGAAUCUCCUUAUAUGUGUCAUUCUCUUCUACACUGUGUACUACGCGGUUCUGGGCAUGUGCUGCAUGAUGCUCAAGGUGUAUGAGUUGGAUGUCCUGGCACCAUUUGAUUUCAAAACGAACCCCUCAUGGCUCAACACAAAUUAUAAAGUCCUUUUAAUCUCAACACAGGUUACUUACUUGGUGUGUGGAUUGCUUUUCGUUCUGGUUGUAGAAGAAUGGGUCUGGGAUUAUGCUAUUUCAGUAACCAUUCUUCAUGUUGCCAUCACUUCAACCGUUAUGUUGGAAUUCCCCUUGACAUCACAUUGGUGGGCUGCUUUAGGAUCCGGCUUAAUUUCAAUGAUAUGUGGAGGCCAGGCUUUCGCAUACUGUUUGUUCAAAGACAACUUUAUCUAUCCAGAUCUGGAUGAGUUUUAACAGAACAGCUGAAUUAAUUCGCCUCAGACUUUCUGUAUUAUUACAUACAUUGUGUCAGAGCUAAAUUGUAGUUUUUUGGUUCACACCUUAUAUUCAAGGUUGAAUGUAUUCUAGAUACUUUAUAACUAUGAAAAGAAAAGGAGAAGUUAAUGGAGAGCAGAAGAAUCCUAGUAAGAUAUUCAUGAGCAGAAUGUUGCAAAUUCAUAAAAUGCAGUAUUUACCAAAGAGUGUUCCAUAGGACACUAGUUUCAAAAUAUGUUAAUAGUGCCAUGCAAGGAAAAAACAGUUGCAUGUUUAAGUAUAUUUGUAGAAUAUUGGGUUUAUGUAAAAUAUGUUUAUUUUAGGACUUCUCAGAAUCUUUAACAUACUAUUGAGAACAAGACGUGUCUAAGUAGUAGUAUGCAUUAUGCACUGUUUCUCAGACAUAUUUGAGUAGGGACACACUUUAUUUCUGAGACACAGAGAGAGAGACAGAGCACAAGUGGGGGAGGGGGAGAGAAAGAGGGAGACACAGAAUCUGAAGCAGGCUCCAGGCUCUGAGCUGUCAGCACAGAGCCCGAUGGGGGGCUUGAACCCAUGAACCGUGAGAUCGUGACCUGAGCCAAAGUCGGAGGCUUAACUGACUGAGUCACCCAGGCACCCUGGGGACACACUAGAAAACGCUGAUGUAUCGUGUGGGUGUGGAAAUUAUAAUAUAGAAGAGAGUGGAGUUAAAACUACUACAAAUCCCUAUAAGCUGAAUUAAAUUCUAUUACUGUCCCACAGUAUUUGUUUUUGUGAUAGAGCAUUUCUUGUAAAAUUAUUGCCUUUUAAAAAAUAUCAGUGUCUAUUUCUUUCCUUAGACUAUGUUCUUUUAAUAUAGUGCUCCUCAAAAUUUUGUAUGCAUUUGAAUCACCUGGAAAUCUUAUCACAAUGCAGAUUUGGGUUUGGAAGGGCUGCGAUGGAGCCUAAAAUUCUGUAUUUCUAACAAUUCCGAGAAAAUGACUGUGCUGUUGGUUCAUGGGCCACAGUUUGAGUAGCAAGGUACAAGUGGUUGGGAGCAGAUAUUUUUAGAGGUUAUAUAGCUCUGUGCUGCCAGUCCUAUGUUGUUUUUUUUUUUAUAUCAUUGUUAUGCAAUGUUUGUUGAAUUGGAUUAAUACUGAGACUAGUUAAAUUUAUAUAAUUGUCUUAAAUAUUUACCACUGGUAAAUGUAGAUUAAAGUCUCUUUUGAUAUAAAAUAAGUGCAUACCAUGGUUACAGCUAAAAUAUAAAUAUAAGGAAAAGGAUAGGAAAGUAACAUAUACCACUUCCCCUCCAUCCACGUAUUCCCACACACAAACAUUUUGGGCAACAAUUAGAAACUAAGUUAAACCAGCUCUAGAAUUGUUUCCUAGAUGACUCUUUUUUACUCUAAAAAUCAAAUUCUUCCAUAAAGGUUUGCAUUUAACCACUAAGAAAUGUAAUGCUAAUUAUAUGUAUUCAUACAUACACAAAAACUACACUGUGUUGAUCAGUUACUGGUUAGAUAAUUCAAGUUUCUCAUGCACAUAACAAGCACAAAAGUAUUCCUACUUUAUUCCUUGCUUCUUUCUCACAUUUACUUAUUUCCACGAACUUUUGCCUUCCAUCCAUUAUUCUCAAUCUUUCCAUUAAUUUCCUCCAAAAUAUUUAGUCAUGGAAUUAGCAAAAUAUGUAAUUCAUUGAAAUCAGUCAAAGGAUUGUGAAUUCCAAUUAUUAAUAAAGAUUUUUCUUUCAUCUCUAAAGGAAGGCAGCAUAAGGUAGCUAUGAACGGGUCAGCAUUAUGAUCUUUGAUUCUCCAAAUAAAACCCUACUGAAGCACCCAGGAAAGAGUGUUUGGUUAUAUAUAUAACAAAACUCAAUCCUGCUCUACAAAAAAUACAAAUAUCAAACAAACCGUGAAUGAGAAAGUCUGCCCCUAUAGAAACUCACACAUGGAAGAAAUUUACAGAAACAUUAAAGCUGCCUAAAUAAAUUUGAUAAUUAAAAAAAGAUUUGGUUGAUUAAGUACUUUUUAAUAUAUUGAGAAUUAAGUUACACUAGUAAAUUAGAAUAACAAUCUCUCCAGACUCAGAAGACCAUAAUAUCUUAUCAUUCUGUAGUGUAGCUUAAUUAGCAUGUUUAUUUCUAGGAUUAGGAAUCCAUCUGCUCAGGUAAUUACUAUUGUGUGAAUCCUCUUUAUUUUUUCUCCUGAUCACAAGAAUAAUCUGUGAUUUUCUUCUCUUACUCAUUAAAAUGAUUAUCAUUAUCUAUUUGAUGACACCACUUGACACACAAAAAUUAAAAAUACAAUUACAGUACAUAUUUUAGCUUAAAAUAUUAUAUAUCAGAUAUAUCAACUAAAUAGUUACUUUAACUUUUAUUGCUUUGAAUUGCAUAUAAACUGAAAGACCAAGAAUUGUGCCCACUUAAUGUACUUUUCCAGUGUCCCUUACAGAAUCAUAAGAAGAUGGAACCCUAUCCAGUAUUUGGAUGCAUAUUUUUCAGGACUGAAAUUAUGUACCCAUUUAAAAAAAAAAAACACUAAUAUUUUUACAUCAUGACCUUUCCAUAAAUGGCCUUUAUUUAUUUUUUUCAGGUUUUGUUUUGGUUUUGUUUUUUUUGAGAGCAAAAGCGAGAGCAUGGGUGGGGCAGAGGGAGAAGGAGAGAGACAAUCUUAAGCAGUCUCCACACCCAGCAUAGAGCCCUACAUGGGGCUCAAUCUCACAAACUGUGAGAUCAUGCCCUGAGGCGAAAUCAAGUGUCCAACUGAGCCACCCAGAAGGCCCUCCAUAAAUGUCCUCUUAAGUUAUUAUACCAUUGUGACAUAAUGCAAAUCAAUUUGCAUAUUCCUUUAAUAAUGUUUUACUUAAAAUAAUUUUUUCCCAAAUGAAUGAAUAAUAUCUUUACUUUUACUGACAAUGAUCUCAAAAAAAAAAUAUA
Acinonyx jubatus (cheetah) is the source of this 3652-nucleotide messenger RNA. RefSeq names its product transmembrane protein 244 (gene TMEM244). The coding region runs from base 274 to 732 and encodes 152 amino acids. Lineage: Eukaryota; Metazoa; Chordata; Mammalia; Carnivora; Felidae. The record is from RefSeq and is a predicted model, not a curated record. The transcript is spliced from 6 exons.